AUGAGUACUGAGGAGAAAGACGUGAAAAGAUUGGUCACUGUGGACUACCUUCAGAUGGUGGGCCUGAUACCGUGUGACAAAAAUAUGGCGGUGGAAAACUCGGAGAUGUUCAGACAUUGUAUCGUUCCUCCUGCUCCAAAAAGGAAGUUUGGCGAAGGAAGUGGUCUCACUCCUCCGAGGAAGACGCUUAUGACCUUCUGUCACGCCCAGCAACGAUCGGUCGAUUACAAGGAGUUGAUCAAGGUCCUAAAUGAUCAACUCGUGGAGGCUCGAGCGAAAACGGACGCUCUUCAGUCCAAGCUGGAACAGGCAGAGAAGACUGUGACUGAGCAAAAUGAGUCUCUCAAGGGGUUGGAUGAUGGGAAUAAUCAGCAAAAUCAAGCCAACAAAUCCUUGACUAAUCGGCUAGACGGACUGACUCGUGAGAACGAGGGCUUAGCUCGCGAGAACGAGGGACUGAUUAGCGAGAAUGAAGAGCUGAAGCAAGAGAAAGAGGCCGAUCUAACCCGCUAUGAGGAGACCUGCUUCAACUGCUUCUACCAGUUGUGGAAGCUAAAUAAACCCCUCAAGCUUGACUUUCUGACCGAAGAGAUCCAGGCAGAGGAGCUUGCCAGAUACUCGGAGAUGUUCAGACAUUGUAUCGUUCCUCCUGCUCCAAAAAGGAAGUUUGGCGAAGGAAGUGGUCUCACUCCUCCGAGGAAGACGCUUAUGACCUUCUGUCACGCCCAGCAACGAUCGGUCGAUUACAAGGAGUUGAUCAAGGUCCUAAAUGAUCAACUCGUGGAGGCUCGAGCGAAAACGGACGCUCUUCAGUCCAAGCUGGAACAGGCAGAGAAGACUGUGACUGAGCAAAAUGAGUCUCUCAAGGGGUUGGAUGAUGGGAAUAAUCAGCAAAAUCAAGCCAACAAAUCCUUGACUAAUCGGCUAGACGGACUGACUCGUGAGAACGAGGGCUUAGCUCGCGAGAACGAGGGACUGAUUAGCGAGAAUGAAGAGCUGAAGCAAGAGAAAGAGGCCGAUCUAACCCGCUAUGAGGAGACCUGCUUCAACUGCUUCUACCAGUUGUGGAAGCUAAAUAAACCCCUCAAGCUUGACUUUCUGACCGAAGAGAUCCAGGCAGAGGAGCUUGCCAGAUACUCGGAGAUGUUCAGACAUUGUAUCGUUCCUCCUGCUCCAAAAAGGAAGUUUGGCGAAGGAAGUGGUCUCACUCCUCCGAGGAAGACGCUUAUGACCUUCUGUCACGCCCAGCAACGAUCGGUCGAUUACAAGGAGUUGAUCAAGGUCCUAAAUGAUCAACUCGUGGAGGCUCGAGCGAAAACGGACGCUCUUCAGUCCAAGCUGGAACAGGCAGAGAAGACUGUGACUGAGCAAAAUGAGUCUCUCAAGGGGUUGGAUGAUGGGAAUAAUCAGCAAAAUCAAGCCAACAAAUCCUUGACUAAUCGGCUAGACGGACUGACUCGUGAGAACGAGGGCUUAGCUCGCGAGAACGAGGGACUGAUUAGCGAGAAUGAAGAGCUGAAGCAAGAGAAAGAGGCCGAUCUAACCCGCUAUGAGGAGACCUGCUUCAACUGCUUCUACCAGUUGUGGAAGCUAAAUAAACCCCUCAAGCUUGACUUUCUGACCGAAGAGAUCCAGGCAGAGGAGCUUGCCAGAUCUUGA
This is a messenger RNA of Humulus lupulus (European hop), 1659 nucleotides long. RefSeq lists its product as uncharacterized. The transcript is spliced from 8 exons. NCBI's taxonomy places the organism in Eukaryota, Viridiplantae, Streptophyta, Magnoliopsida, Rosales, Cannabaceae. The record is from RefSeq and is a predicted model, not a curated record. Bases 1 to 1659 code for a protein of 552 amino acids.